This is a messenger RNA of Oxyura jamaicensis (ruddy duck), 1643 nucleotides long. RefSeq names its product transformer 2 beta homolog (gene TRA2B). Gene Ontology annotation, molecular function: RNA binding. Gene Ontology annotation, biological process: positive regulation of mRNA splicing, via spliceosome. Gene Ontology annotation, cellular component: spliceosomal complex. The record is from RefSeq and is a predicted model, not a curated record. The transcript has 10 exons. Lineage: Eukaryota; Metazoa; Chordata; Aves; Anseriformes; Anatidae. Bases 676 to 1245 code for a protein of 189 amino acids.
ACGUCACUUCCUCUGCGGAGAGCGCUGGCGCCGGGGACGGUCGGGUGGUGUCGGCGCGGCGGCGGCGGCGGCGUUGGGGAGCGGCGCGGCGGGACCAUGAGCGACAGCGGCGAGCAGAACUACGGCGAGCGGGUUAAUGUUGAAGAAGGAAAAUGCGGAAGUCGCCAUUUGACAAGUUUUAUAAAUGAGAAUUAUUUGAAGCUCAGGAAUAAGUGAAGCUGAAAUUUGAAAAAAAAGAAAGUGAAUGCAUGCUAAUUAUCAGACCAGAAGUCCCACUUGGUAGAAUAUUGAGCAAUUUGUGUGAAGUGGGGAAGAUGAAAGAAGUCAGAAUUUGAAACGGAAGAAUGAAGAAAAGGAAUAAAAAUGAAGUUAAGAUAAGAAGUAAUCUGGAAUCUGAAAGCACUACGCUAAGAAUCCCGUUCUGCUUCCAGAAGCGGAAGCGCUCAUGGGUCUGGCAAGUCGGGGAGGCACACCCCUGCAAGAUCUCGAUCUAAGGAGGAUUCAAGGCGUUCCAGGUCAAAAUCUAGAUCCAGAUCUGAAUCCAGAUCUAGAUCAAGGAGGAGUUCCCGUAGACACUACACAAGGUCACGCUCUCGUUCCCGCUCUCACAGGAGAUCCAGAAGUAGGUCAUACAGUCGGGAUUAUCGGCGACGACACAGUCACAGCCAUUCCCCCAUGUCUACUCGCAGGCGCCACAUUGGAAACAGGGCAAACCCUGACCCAAACUGUUGUCUUGGUGUAUUUGGGUUGAGCCUGUACACCACGGAACGAGACCUGAGAGAAGUUUUCUCCAAGUAUGGUCCAAUUGCUGAUGUUUCCAUUGUGUAUGAUCAGCAGUCGCGGCGUUCGAGAGGAUUUGCAUUUGUGUACUUUGAAAACGUUGAGGAUGCUAAGGAAGCAAAGGAACGUGCCAAUGGAAUGGAGCUGGAUGGAAGAAGAAUCCGGGUAGACUUCUCCAUUACAAAAAGACCUCACACACCUACCCCUGGAAUCUACAUGGGAAGACCAACUUAUGGCAGCUCUCGACGACGAGAUUACUAUGACAGAGGAUAUGAUAGAGGAUAUGAUGAUCGUGACUAUUACAGCAGAUCAUAUAGAGGAGGAGGUGGUGGCGGAGGAGGAGGAUGGAGAGCUGUUCAAGACAGGGAUCAGUUCUACAGGAGGAGAUCACCAUCCCCAUAUUACAGUCGAGGGGGCUACAGAUCUCGAUCCAGAUCUCGAUCCUAUUCACCACGUCGCUAUUAAAGCAUGACAUGUAGAGGAAUUUCUAGCUACAGCCUUUGAGUUGAAAUUGCAAGUUUGUGGACAAUAUUUUUAUUGUCUCUUCUGUUUAAACAAGUGAACAGUGCCUAGUGAAUAGGUGACUUUUACACCUUUUAUGAAGACUACUUCUGUGAUGUUAAAUGCUGUUUCAUUCUGCAUAUUUGUGUAGUUUGGUGCUUCGUUUCAAGUUGUGUUUUGAAAGGAGUAUGUUUUGCAUGUAUUUUUUUAGUCUCAAUUUUGACUCCUGAAAGGUUUCUAUUGUAAAGACAAACUGUUCAGUUAGUUUUUUCUACUGAUUCCAAGGUAUUCUGAAGAUCAAAACCUGUGUAAAAUGCUUUCAAAAAGUGAAAAAUAAAAUAAAAAGAAGUUUGAUUUUUUUU